This is a messenger RNA of Pseudophryne corroboree (corroboree frog), 5441 nucleotides long. It is a transcript of the gene DLEC1, whose product is annotated as DLEC1 cilia and flagella associated protein. Gene Ontology annotation, biological process: negative regulation of cell population proliferation. Gene Ontology annotation, cellular component: cytoplasm; cilium. Bases 124 to 5328 code for a protein of 1734 amino acids. The transcript has 40 exons. NCBI's taxonomy places the organism in Eukaryota, Metazoa, Chordata, Amphibia, Anura, Myobatrachidae. The record is from RefSeq and is a predicted model, not a curated record. Gene Ontology annotation, molecular function: tubulin binding.
UACUCCGCCCCCGGUUACUAUAACAACCCCAGGGACGCGAUGCAGACACUGCAGAGUCCUCCUAUAUGUGUAUAAUACGUCUCAGGAAAGAGCCCAGUCAUAUAGUGAAAGAGUAAAGGCAAGAUGUCUACAGAUGAGAUACUCCAACGAGCCACACUUUCCCCUGACCCUGCUAUGUACAGGCCAAGACCAUCCUCUGAAAAAACGCAGGAUAUCUCUCACUUAUUAACAAGCCUCUUUAAAAACGUUUAUACCGGAGAAGUCAUUGGUAAAGAUACAGGGGCCAACCUGAUCCGGUCUAAGGGAGGAGACAACCCUUAUCAUAACAAAUUUGUGGAGGAUCUUCAACAGGUCCGCACAGAGUAUGAUCGCAGAAUGGCUGAGUGUGACAUGAUAGAGCGACACAUCAUUCAGGCACGUGCGCGGGCUACUGCAGAGGAGGAGCGGAGACUUACCUCCCUGAAGAAUGAAGCUGGGGAGACAUUCCAAAGUCUGGGGUUACCCGCAGUGGAAUCGUACUUUAGAUGGUGUGUGGAUGAUGACCUUCUCAAGAAGCAUAAACUCAUCUGUCCUAAAGAUUACAUCACUGAUGUGUAUCCCAUUACAAAAGCUCCUAAAGGACAUUCUGAUCCUUCUUUUUACAAAGAGACUUUCAGUUUCCAUCAGCACAUUUCCAGAAGCCCUGUAGAUGAUGGCUAUAGUGACCCCUCACCUCUGGACAGAUCUUUAAAGUGUCGUGAAGAAGCCUCUUCCCCUAGCUUGACUUCAUUAUCCACAUCUGAGGCAGAAUAUCAAAGUCAAAGAAAGUCAAGUAAGAAAUCCACAACAUUAAAGAAGAGAUCUCGGAAGCAGGAGAUGAAUUCAGAAGAAAGAGAAGCUGAGCGUGCCCGACUUGCUCAGCUAGAAAAAAGACACAAUUUCCUUAAAAAUCCACGUUUUUUACCCCCGAACAGCUUGCAUGGCGGGCGCUCCCUCAUUCUCCCCACAAAGAGAAAGGAGUCCUUAAUUCCUGGGAAAAAUAGAGUCACCGAAGAACAUGAUGAAAAUGAUCUUAUACCUGUGUUUCUUGCUAAUCCACCAUUUGUUAUCUUCUCCGAGUAUGAUGUUGGACAGAUAUAUGAGGUAACUGUGGAGUUGAGAAAUAUGACGGCAGCAAGCCGCCACGUGAGAGUUAUCCCUCCAUCCACCCCAUACUUCUCUGUGGGCCUUGGAAAGUUUCCAGGAGCAGGAGGGAUCGUUGCUCCUGGGAUGAGCUGCCAUUAUACAGUGCGCUUUGUUCCUGAUUCUCUGGCUGAUUUUGAGGAUUUUCUACUGGUUGAAUCCCAAGCUAUGUAUCCUGUUUUAGUCCCUAUAGAAGCUAGGAGAUCACCGCCAGUACUGACAUUGCCUCGAAAUCUGGACUGUGGCCCUUGCUUAGUUGGAGGAGUGAAGCUCAUUGAAUGUAUCUGCAGGAAUGAAGGUCUAAAUCGUGGAAGGUUCUGUAUUAUGCCCAAAAGUCUGUGGCCCCCUGCAAACUUCAGAAGUGUAGCGGCUGCAGGAUUUGUGGAACUGGUACCUUUCGGCAUCCGGCCUGCUAUGUUUGAAUUGUAUCCUGGUCAAGAAACCAUUAUUGAGGUUGUCUUCUUCCCCACAUCACCAGAAACCUACAGCCAGGUUUUCACCAUUGCUUGUGAUAACUGCCAGGUCAAGGAUAUUACAUUAACAGGAUAUGGACAACUUUUAGGGUUGGAGCUGAUAUCUGUCAGUGAGGACACGGGUGUUUCUGGCUGUGAUGAACUUACUGACGUUACUGAUGAACACUUAAUACUGUUUCAAAGCACAAAUUUAUAUUCAGCGCCAAAGAAGAGUAUUGUUAUCAGAAACACAACGCAUGUACAACUCCCAUUCUACUGGCAGAUUAUGAAACCAAAUCUACAAGGGUUACUGCCGGGAGAACAAGCGGAUGUGGGGAAGAUUGAGUUUACUGCUGAUUCAAGCACAGCUUUCACUAUGACCCCAGUACACGGCAUCCUGCAGCCUCAUCAGGACCACAUGUUCACUGUGACUUACACUCCCACUGAGCUCAUUGAAUAUCACAGUGUGGCUCAAAUGGUAUUGAGAGACGUCCCAGAUCCCCCAAGUGUAGAAAAGCAUCCAUCCAGCUUUGCCGAGCUGGAGCCAAGACUGAAUGAUGUCAUUGUCCUUGACCUAGAACUUAGAGGCACCACGGAGCCAUUUCAUUUACUUUUGGAGCCAUAUGCCGUUAUCUUCUCUGGGAAGAGUUUUAUUGGCACUACUAUAAGAAAACACUUUAUGAUGUGGAACAACAGCAAGUCUUCAAUUCAGUAUGAAUGGGAAAACAUCAUCACUCCAAACAUCAUUCAGAUUGAACCACACUAUGGAAACAUUGCUCCCAGCAAGUCCUGUGAAUUUGAAUUGCUCUUCACUGGAAUGCAGACUGGGUUUAGCAGUGAGAACGUGAGCUGCCACAUCACACAUUCUCCUGAGCCUGUGGUCAUGCAUGUGGAAGCCACUUUUAAGGGGCCUUCGGUUUCUAUCAUUGUUCCAUCACUUGACUUGGGGCUCAUAAAAUUGGGCAACAGAAGCAUCAGCAUAUUAACCAUAGAAAACAAGAGUCCCCUAGCGGCACAUUGGAGGAUUCACGAGAGCAGAGCUUGUCUCACUGAGAGAGGAGAAGAGGAGUCACAGUUUUAUUUCUCUCCAGAGAGCGGAGAGUUACAGCCCCUGGGAACAGCACAUAUGUCAGUUAUAUUUAAGCCAUUGUGCUGUCAGAGGCUGGAGACGGUGCUGGAGCUGGAAGUAGAAAACAGUGAUGGCAGCUAUCUACCGGUAACAGCUGAUGUCCAGGUGCCCCAGGUCUGCCUUCUUUCCAGUUCCCUGGUGUUCACCAAGAUCUACCUAGAAGUCCCAGUAAAGUCAACAAUAAAAAUGUUUAACCAGGGACAGCUCCCGGCAAAGUUUUCCUGGAGUCCGCUAUUGGCAAGCCAUUCUAGUGUUUGCGCGGCAAGUGUUAGUCCAUCAAGUGGUGUGUUAGGACCUAAUAAAGAGGCUGAGAUGUGCGUGACGCUGAUCCUUCAUACCUUGGAUGAAGUGAAAGAUCUGCCAAUGUGCUGCUUAGUUGAAGACAUGAAGGAACCUCUGGUUUUGACUGUGAACGCAAAAGCCCAAGGUCUAUACGUCAGCUACUCCUUGCCUACUGUAGGAGAGAGCAGGAGUGAAACGUCUCCCCCGUCGCCUGAAGAGCUGCUGCUGGACUUUGGGUCAGACGUUGUCCUGCAGAGUACGGUGAAGCGGACGCUGGUUCUAACCAAUCACUCUGGGAUAUCUGCACCCUUCUCAUUACAAGCUGCGUAUUUCACUGGUAUCCUCACUCCACAAGUGCCGCAAACCACUACUGCCAAAUUAUCUCUGAUCCAAAAGACUGCGAGGGUUGCAGAACAGAUCGCUAAAAGGGCUGAAGCUGAUUUGAGAACAUCAAUAUUAUCCGAUGGACGGGGGGCAGCAUUCAUCCCUCAGCCAAGCUGUGGUACACUGGGGCCAUUCCAGCAGAUAUCCAUUGAUGUGACUGCUUAUAACAAUAUGUGGGGAGAGUAUUCAGACCAGCUUAUCUGUACGGUUGGUGAUCUAAAUCCUAAGGAGAUAGCUAUGAAGAUGACAGUGAAAGGAUGCCCUAUAUACUUCCAGAUGACAGGACCGAGGCCUGAUAGACAGACUGAAGGGCCUGUGCUAAGGUUUGGAACUCACGUGUCAGGUGGAGAUACAGUUUCUCGCUGCUUGAGCAUUAACAAUCCAAGUCCUUGUGAUAUUCGCAUAGACUGGGAGACUUAUAACCGAGAACGUGAUAGUUCCCAGCUUUUAGACCUUGUGUUGCUUUAUGGAGAGCCUUUCCCCUUGAAGGACAUAGAUGGGAAUGAAAUUGUUGAUUCCAAUUUGGAUUUUCCAGAAAGUGAAGGCUCUCCUCUGAACUGGGAUAAAAUCCCCAGUACAUCAUGGACUUCGUCAUCAGCUUCUUUCAGAAGCACUGAUCACGUAGAAGGUGAAGAACAGAUAGAGGAAGCAGACAAGGAAGUGAAUGUGAACCAUAAUGAUCACGAAAAACAAUUAACACCAGAAGAGAAAUUAAUUUCUGUUAUUCUGAGACCUCACGAGGGAGUCGCCUCCGAUUACCCAUACUGCAUCACUCCAAGGCAGACGAUUGUUCCUGCUGGUAGGUGCAGCACUAUACAUGUGUCAUUCACUCCCCUAAUGCUGUCUGACAUCACCAGUAAGAUAAAGUGCAGCGGAUACGCCCUGGGAUAUCUGAGCCUGGAUGACAAGUCUGCAAAAUUGAUACCUGGGAAGGUGAGACGUCUGCAUGGAUAUGGGGUGGAGCCAAUUAGAAUGGAACUCCGGGCACUUGUGAAGCCUGCGCUACUGACUGUAGAGGCUGAAGAUGAGGAUGAGGAAGGGCUGGUGUUCUACUCUGCAGCAAGUGACCUCAUUCCAAACAGGACAUCACCAAUUCUAACAAAGUUUGAAACAACCCGAAACCUAAAGCUGAAGAACUGCACAGAGACGCCUUUAUAUUUCCGCCUGUUACUGUCCAAACCUUUCACCAUUUUGGCUGUGGAUCCAAAUAAAAGCAUCAGGACAUCGCAGAGUGACCGUGAGGAGCAUGGCGGGCAGCUGGUGCUACAACCACAGCAGAAUACACUGGUGAAAGUGUCAUUCUGCACAACGCUGGAACUGCUGAGCUAUCAGAACCUGCCGGAUGAUCAGAUGCUGUCUGGGGUGAAGCUGCUGCAGGCAGAGGAUGGAGGAAGGAAGCUGCAGUUUAUGCAGCAGCUGGUUAUUGAGUACAGUAAUAAGAGCACCCAGCAAGUCCCCCUGACUGCGUACCUCACCGUGCCGGCGUUCCAGCUCUCCUGUGACACUGCAGACUUCGGCACAUGCUUUGUGGGGCAAACAAGGACACGAGAGGUUUUCCUGAUGAACAAAAGUGGAUCCAAGAGUUACUGGACGGCACUGCUAGUAGUAUUUACCCUCUCACACGCAAAGUUUACACUACGAGGGAUAAGCGGUACACGGGAUGGUGACGAAGACGCGCAGGAAAGACACAGUGGGCAGGGGGUAUUUUCCAUCUCCCCCAGCAGCGGAAUGCUUGAUGCCCACGUCAGUCACACAUCUACCAGUAAGGAGGCGUUAUUGGUCACCUUCACAGCACGGACAAACACAGACUAUGAGACCGUAGUCAUGGUGCACGGCAUGCUGGGAGAGAAGUCUUUGAGACUACAAAUAAAAGGACGAGGAUCCUACGAUGAGAAAUAUGAAAAAUUACUUAAUGUGUAGUGGACAAGAUUCAACCAUGUUCUUUUUUAGUAGUCCAAAGUGUACCUGUAAUACGUGUAUACAAUGUAAAUAUUUCACAUAAUAAAUAUGGACUUCUUAUUCCCUUCCUUUAA